Molecule: messenger RNA, 432 nt
Organism: Abrus precatorius (Indian licorice)
Lineage: Eukaryota; Viridiplantae; Streptophyta; Magnoliopsida; Fabales; Fabaceae
Product: protein RALF-like 32
Exons: 2
Coding region: 1-432 (143 amino acids)
Source: RefSeq, a predicted model, not a curated record
AUGAAAAAUAACAUAAUUUCCAUAUCGUCCAAAAAGUUUGGUGAAGUGCGCUCCAUCAACUUAUCACUAAAGCAGUCUCCACUUGCACCUUUUUCUAAAAGGUGGUGUCAAAUAUGCAUUCUCUAUAUAGUGCUUCUGAGUGGAAGGGAAGGCUGCACUGUGAUCUCAUGGACCAGUCAUGCAAGCACAUGCAAUGGUUCCAUAGCAGAAUGCAAUAUAGAGGAUGAGCUGCUGAUGGAAUCAGAAAUAAGCAGAAGGUUUUUGGAGCAGAAGAGAUACAUUUCCAAUGGAGCUUUAAAGAGAGACAAGCCAGUUUGUAAUGGUGGUGCCUCUGGUGAAGCUUAUAGUAAAACUGGAGGGUGUCUUCCACCCCCCUCAAAUCCUCAAAAUAGAGGCUGCUCUAAGUAUUAUCGUUGUAGGUCUGACUCUUGA